This is a messenger RNA of Boeremia exigua, 1542 nucleotides long. RefSeq lists its product as uncharacterized. The transcript is spliced from 2 exons. Bases 226 to 1476 code for a protein of 416 amino acids. Lineage: Eukaryota; Fungi; Ascomycota; Dothideomycetes; Pleosporales; Didymellaceae. The record is from RefSeq and is a predicted model, not a curated record.
CUUACCCAACACAACGAGUUAUACAUACGUACUUGCAGCUCCUAGACACGAGCGGAUACAAAGAAGAUACAUCAUUCUCCACUGCUCGCUAUUUUCUCGUACCUUCGCUCUCACCUUGCACAAGCAGCUACACCGCCAUCUUUUCCUCGUCUAUAUAUACACAAGAGCACGUCUCUCUUCAAUUGGCUCUCUAGUUGGACUCGUUUGUUGAUCGCAAAACGCAGUAUGCGCAUCCGCUAUCUCCUUACCGGCCUCAUCGGUCUUUUCGCCCUCUCGUUUGCGGCCCCAACCUCUGGAAAUGAUGCGUCUCCCGCGGCCGCCGCCGACGUUACCACUGAUGCCUCGCUCGAGCUUGGCAAAGUGCGUCUCUGCACCGGUCGUCGUGGUCAGAGUACUUGCGUCGAAGUCAACGCUCACAUGAACUGCCAGCAACUGCGAUCCCCAGUUCGCUACAAUGUCCAGUCUAUCGUCCAGAGCCGGGGCAGCUUGUGCUCCUACUUUCAGGACAAUGAGUGCAACAACACUGCCUUCACGGUCGAUUCUGGCAGGAGUGAACACUCCGUCGAUAUCAGCCUCAAGUGGUCGCCCGUACUGACUGGCCUUAUCUGCAUCCCAGGCGCAAAGGUUGAGGCGACGGACACAAUGGUCGUCACCGCAACAGAUUCGUCCCCGCUCAGAUUCCAGACUGAGUCACACUCUAGAUUCCACGUGCGUCUCUGCACCGAACCAAAUGCUUACGGUCACUGCCUCGAGUUUCCGGCUCAGUUCACAUGCUUUGCGCUCAGGGCUCCCUUCCGUAACAACUUGAAGUCGUGGACUCUGUCAACGAACAUAGUGUGUGAGUUCUAUACUGGCGACAGUUGCGUCCUCUCGUAUCGCGUGUUCGGCGCCAGCAACUUCGGUUCAAAGGAGGACUGGACGAGCAACAUGCCCAGCAACUAUUCGGCCAUCAUCACAGGCGUCCACUGUGUCGAUUACAACAGGGGAGCAGCGGUCGGCGCUCUCGACUCCAGGGAACCCAACAUGAACGCGCCCACCGCACCAGCCGCAACUCCCCCCCACACCAACUCCGUGCCCAACACCAUCUCGCACUCUCCGAAGCGACCUUCGCCCACCUCCCCGGCCGGCGACGCGCUCCUCUGCGCCACUGACAUCAGCACGGGGCCCUGCUUCAAAGUCACCGCGACAACGCACUGCGCCGACAUCGUCGGGCCCGUCGACGGCAACGUGCGCACCAUCUACCAGAACAAGGGAUCCGUGUGCGAGUUCCACGAGGGCGACGCCUGCGGCGCCCGGCUCGGCACUACCAACUCGUCGCGACACAGCAUCAUUGUCAGCGUGCCGGAGCAGAUCGCGAGCCGCAUGGGUUCGGUGGUGUGCUCGCCAUCGGCGGUGCGCGGCGCGGCUUCUGAGGUGGGGGGCGGUGUUGCGUUCGAUGCGCCGUUCGUGGUCGACACGGAUGUGCCUGUGAACUGAAUGUGGGUUUUACUCGUUGGCGAGCUAAGGUGCAUCGGACACGGGUCUUAAUAAACCGUCGGGUUA